Molecule: messenger RNA, 1251 nt
Organism: Salvia miltiorrhiza (redroot sage)
Lineage: Eukaryota; Viridiplantae; Streptophyta; Magnoliopsida; Lamiales; Lamiaceae
Exons: 2
Coding region: 1-1251 (416 amino acids)
Source: RefSeq, a predicted model, not a curated record
AUGGAUCAUCCGGAGACGAGUCAGACUAAAGAAGACGAGGUUGUUACCCACCUGCAAAAGGACGAUCAGAAUGGAUAUACUAGCCAUUCUCUGAUCCCGCAGAAAAAGGUGGUGGAUAAACUCGUGGAAAAAAUCAAGAAUAAAACCGUGGAUAUACAAACAUUCCAAGGGUUUUCAAGAGGAAGGAUGGAUCAAGUUAUACAAAGCUUGAGUCCAUUCAAAAGAAAGCAUCAUGUUUUCUUCGGCACAACCAGCCGGGAGCUAUCACUUCCAAUAGAAUUGACAAACAACCAAGUAGAGAUCCAGUUAAUUCUAGCCGAAGAAGUGCGGAGAGAUCUCUCUAAAAUGAAGCCAGAAGUCGCUAAUACGAUGAAAUGGAUUCAUAUCGGAGCAAUUCAGCUGGUGGUCAAAUCUGCUCUUUAUCCAGGAAUAGAUACACCAAUCGAUAUUGCGAUUUGUAAUAAGAGAGUCACAAAUGCAAGAGAUUCAGUACUGGGAGCCUUCUCAGGUAAUCAUUAUGCUAAGCAGAUUAUAGCCGAGUUGUACCCACACAUCGCUUAUAAUCUUCAAGAUGCAGCCUACAGCCGAGCCCUGACACUAUAUCAGGACUACAAGAGGAAUGAUCUUUUAACGGGAGGAAAUAUGCCAUAUUCGAUUACGUAUCAAGUUUCAUAUGCCCUAUCAAAUUCCCACCACACGAAUCUAUUUUUGGGAAAAGAUUUUAUUGAAAUCCCAAAAAUAUGCAAGGAGGUGGCCAAGGCUAUUAAUCCUGACCAAGUCGAAAUUCCCCAAAUAAGGGAAAUUGACAUCCAAAUAGGAGACAAGCAGGUGUUGAACUACGAUCAAAGUCUCAGAUUAAAAGCGCCAAGGUUGUCAUUCCAGGGAGAAAGGCUUACAUCAAGGCCUUUGGAAAGAAGCUUUUCUCAUUCCUACGAGAGAAACAAUUCAGGAAGCAUUAAUUCAAGGACUUGGAUCGUUCUUGUUGAUACCAUGACAGGAACAACCACAAGCUUCGCCGAGAAGGCCUUUGAAGAGAAAAGGCAGACACUCUGGCACAACAAGAUGGCGAGAAGCAAAGAGACCUGUUGCAAGUUUUCCAAUAUGGAUCAUCUAGGCCAUUGGGUUGAUCACCUCUGCGCGGAGUGUCCUACGCAGAAGGAACCGGAGUUCGGAAAAGGCUUCCUCCCGAAGCCUAACAAGAAGAAAUUUCGGUCCGACGAGUAUGAGGAGCACAGGACUCCACGAGGAUGA